Messenger RNA from Prunus avium (sweet cherry), 1652 nucleotides. The record is from RefSeq and is a predicted model, not a curated record. NCBI's taxonomy places the organism in Eukaryota, Viridiplantae, Streptophyta, Magnoliopsida, Rosales, Rosaceae.
CCUACAGCAAACGGUCAUAUUGGUUUGGAGCUAGAUAUAGCCUAUAGCAAACAAAGUAAGAUGGCCACAGACUUGAUAAAGGUUGAAAUCAUUGAGAGGCAAACAGUCAGACCAUCAUCCCCAACUCCUCAUUCCUCGAGAACCAUACAGCUCUCUGUUUUGGAUCAGAUGGUUCUUAGUCACGUUUACUUCCCAACGCUUCUCUUCUACGCCGCCAACAAUAAUAUUACUGGUUCAGGAGGUGGAGCUACUUCUACAGACAUUGCGGCCAUGAGGAUGAAGGAGAGAGAUUAUUGUCAGCAUCUAAUUCGGUCAUUAGCUAAAACUCUCACUCACUUCUACCCUUUAGCAGGAAGAUUGAGUAAAGGCAAUGACAUCGUCCAAUGCACUGAUGAUGGAGCUGAGUUCGUGACGGCCCGAGUCAAAUGUUCCUUAUCCAAGAUUUUUGAACACCCAGAUCCCGAGAUGCUAACAGGGCUCGUCCCAGCAAUUGGUCAACCUGACGGUGAUGGUGAUGGUGUUUCCACGAGGCUCCCGUUGCUUGCUGUGCAAGCCAACUUGUUCGAGUGUGGAGGAAUAGCAAUAGGGUUGAAUUUUUCACAUAAGGUUGUUGAUGGUAUCACUGCUAGCGCCUUCAUCAGUUGUUGGGCCAAAACAGCCCUUGAUGAUGGUGACGAUGAUCAGGUACCCUUCAUGGUCCCAAAAUUUGAUGCUGCGUCUUAUUUUCCACCACUAGAUUUCUUAAACUCAUCACAGCCAUCAUCAGCCGAGCUGGUGGGCAUCAUUAAACACGACAAGUGCAUAACAAAGAGAUUUGUGUUUGAUGCCUCAAAGAUUGCCACCCUCCAAUCAAAUUUGGCCAGCGCAUUGGCACCUCAUGCACCGACACGUGUCCUUGUAGUUUCAGCACUCAUUUGGAAAUGUGCAAUGGAAGCAUCAUCCAAAUCAUCAAACAUACCACCAUCUUCGUUCCUACUAACUAUGGACUUGCGUAGAUGGUUUGAGCCACCCUUGCCACAAAACUUGGCUGGGAACGUUGUUGGUAUUUUAGUAGUCACAGCAACAGCAUCAUUAAAAGGUCAAGAAGAGAGUGAUGAGACAAUAGAUCUAAAAGACUUGGUUGCCAAACUCAGUAAAGGUAUUGCACAACAGAAAGAAACUUAUCCUACAAAACUACCAUUUGAUUCUAAUGAGGCAUGGCGAAGGGCUCAAGAAUAUGAAAAAUUGAGAGGGAAUGUUGACAUGUACCAUUUAUGCUCUGGAAUUUGGUGUAGGUUUCCUUUUUAUGAAGCCGAUUUUGGAUGGGGAAAGCUGACAUGGGUGAGCAUACCUAGUAUUGGUCGUAAGGAUGUUUUUUAUUUGAUUGAUAAAAGAGAUGGCAAGGGAAUAGAAGCAUUGUUGAGUCUGAGUGAAGAAAUCAUGGAGCAUUUUGAAAGCAAUCCGGAGCUUCUUAAAUAUGCUUCUGUAAAUCCAAGGGUCAUGUAGCACUAUGUGUUAAGGUCGGAGUUUGGUCGAGUUUUGUGUCGUGAGAAUAAUUAUUUUCAUUGCGCUAGCUGUGAGAAUAAUCACUUUCAAUUGUUUUGUGAGAAGAUGGUUAUUGCAUUUGUUGUCUUGAUGAAAAGAAAUAUCAUCAAAUCAAUAUAUAUUGCUCA